Messenger RNA from Anopheles nili, 1617 nucleotides. RefSeq lists its product as uncharacterized. Gene Ontology annotation, cellular component: cytosol. The transcript has 6 exons. Gene Ontology annotation, biological process: purine nucleotide metabolic process. NCBI's taxonomy places the organism in Eukaryota, Metazoa, Arthropoda, Insecta, Diptera, Culicidae. The coding region runs from base 1 to 813 and encodes 270 amino acids. Gene Ontology annotation, molecular function: GMP kinase activity. The record is from RefSeq and is a predicted model, not a curated record.
AUGUUACUCAACAACUUUCGGUGUCGGACAGCAGCAUUUAGUUUGUGCGAGGUCGCAAAGCACCUACCGGUUUGCCGCAAUAGUUUUGCUAAUCGAAAACCCCACGAGCACCACCGGCAAUAUUUUCUGCAUUUAGCCAAAGCAUUUUCAAGCCUUAACGGAAACAUGGUUAAACAAGGCCCACGUCCCCUCGUCAUCUGUGGCCCUUCGGGCUCGGGUAAGAGUACUCUGCUGAAGAAGCUGUUCAAAGAGUUUCCAGAUACGUUCGGGUUCAGUGUUUCCCAUACGACACGCAAACCCCGCCCUGGGGAGGAAAACGGCAUUCACUACCAUUUCGUUUCGGUAGAAGAGAUGCAGGGUGCGAUUGAGAAUGGUGAAUUUAUUGAAACGGCAGUAUUCAGUGGAAAUAUGUAUGGAACUAGCAAAAAAGCAGUGGAAAAUGUUCAACACCAAGGAAAGGUAUGCGUACUGGACAUCGAAAUCGAGGGAGUGAAACAAAUCCGCAACUCGGACCGAUUAAAUCCUCUGCUUGUGUUCGUGAAUCCCCCGUCGAUCGAGGAGCUGGAACGUAGACUGCGUGGACGUCAAACGGAAACGGAAGAAAGUCUGCAGAAACGCUUGAACACGGCACGCAAUGAGAUCGAAUACGGCACGACACCGGGAAACUUUGACGUGAUUGUGCAGAACAACAACCUGAAGCAGGCGUAUGAAGAGCUUCGAAACUUUAUCGUCCGUGAGCUCGAAACGCAGCAAGGCCAAGAUGUAUUUUUUGUCACGUCACUGGUUAGCAAUUACAAAUCGUUCGAGGUGUAACGCGGAGUGUGUCCGGCUGAGAUGGCGAUCCGCCUUCAUGCUCGUUCGUGGGGUCCUGUUUACACCAGAAAUAAUGCACCACCGAACAUCAUCACCGCGUGCGAGAAAAUUGCCACUUCCUGCUCCUCACCCCCGCACGGUGUACCUGGACCGGGGGCACUGGCCACGCACAUAGGAGCAUAGACAAUGAAUGAUUCCGUUUCCACAGCCGCAUUGCAUUGCAGCAUUGUGCAAUUCCGUCUAAACUGCUUGCGCUGCUUUUUGGGCCACGACGUGUUUGUGCGUAGGAAAAUCAAAUACACUAGCCAGCCAACGGUUUGCUAAAGGCGUUCGCCCACCACCCACCCGCUCGCUACCUGCCCCAACCCGUAGGUCCGCCAAACAGCCUUUAACAAAGGGCUUGACUGUUGAUACCAACGCAAUGCGCAAUGCUUUUUAUAGUUUUAGUACGAUAUUCGUGAGCUAUUUUAUUAUUUUUGUUUUUUUUAUAAGAAGACCAUUUUCAGUUUUGUACUAGACAAAUCUUUACCUUCUAUACAUAGUUUACGUACACAGUGUAUUUUGUGUGUGUAGUACAAUUGGAUCAUCGAACUGUGGGAACAGUUCACACAAUUUAAUUGCCAAAAAUGAAUUAAAAAAAUAAAUAAAUGGAAGCAACAGAACCAGAAGAAUUUCUAGCAAACGUGUUCCACAUGGGUGGAAUUAGAAAAUGUACUCUGAGAGAUUUAAAAUGUUUACGGCAUUGUUAGCAAUCUAAACGUAUUUAAACAAGAAGAAUCAAAAAAUAAACUGUAGUACUUUAAU